This is a messenger RNA of Labrus mixtus (cuckoo wrasse), 2434 nucleotides long. It is a transcript of the gene fdxr, whose product is annotated as ferredoxin reductase. NCBI's taxonomy places the organism in Eukaryota, Metazoa, Chordata, Actinopteri, Labriformes, Labridae. The transcript has 12 exons. The coding region runs from base 385 to 1878 and encodes 497 amino acids. Gene Ontology annotation, biological process: ubiquinone biosynthetic process. Gene Ontology annotation, cellular component: mitochondrion. The record is from RefSeq and is a predicted model, not a curated record.
ACACAAGGUGUAGCUUUGAAAUAUGUUGCAAUGAUAAAACAAAAUAACUACAUUAUAAAGUUAUUAUUGGCAAAAACAAACAAAAAAAUCGUUUCAGUACGCAAAAAAAAAGGCAUAGCUGUUAGCAUCAGGUAGCUAGGUGAGCCUGUCUCCGAAUAAUAUCCAGGAAAUACAAACGUUGUUUUCCUUGGCUUUAGCUCUCAGUCCUGCUGACUGUCCACAGCUCAAAGCAGUGGCAGCAAGGCGAAACAGCUUACUAAAUACCACGAAAAGAACACAGUGAAUGUCCUAUUGUUGGUUUUAAAGUCACACAUCUUGUCUGGAGCCAGGGGGGAACAAACACAGUGGAUUUUGUGGUAGACAGCCUUUUAGUCAGGGAAGAAGAUGAGCGGCCAUAAACUGCUGUUUUCUGGACUGAAGUUGUGGACUUCUGGAUCAUGUAGAUGGACAGGUCGACAUCAUGAUGGUGUGAAUAGGAGAGGAAAGGCGGCAUCUUUUUCCUCUUGCAGUCCUAAGGUGUGCAUUGUUGGAGGUGGUCCAGCUGGAUUCUACACAGCCCAGCAUUUGAUCAAGGCCCGUCAAGAUGUUGAGGUGGACGUCUAUGAGCGGCUGCCAGUCCCCUUCGGCCUGGUCAGGUUUGGAGUGGCCCCUGAUCAUCCCGAGGUCAAGAACGUCAUCAACACCUUCACACAGACGGCCAAACACUCCCGCUGUAGCUUCUAUGGUAAUGUAAACGUGGGGAAGGAUGUGAGCGUCGAAGAGCUACAGCAAGCCUACCAUGCAGUCGUACUGAGCUAUGGGGCCGAGGGAAACAGGAGUAUGGGGGUGCCAGGAGAAGACUUGGCUGGUGUUUACUCUGCCAAAGACUUUGUGGGCUGGUACAACGGACUCCCAAGUUGUCGACAGCUGAGUCCAGACCUGAGCUGUGAAACAGCUGUGGUAACGGGACAGGGCAAUGUGGCCUUGGAUGUAGCAAGAAUCCUGCUGUGUCCCAUUGACAUUUUAAAGAAAACUGACAUCACGCAGCCCGCCCUGGAGGCUCUGGCUGAGAGCCACGUCCGCAGGGUGCUGAUUGUUGGCAGGAGAGGACCCAUCCAGGUCGCCUGCACGAUAAAGGAGCUCAGAGAAAUGGUGAACCUGCGGGAUACCAGACCGGAGAUGAUGGCAGCUGAUUUCGAGGGUGUCACAGAGGCCCUUAAAGAUUUACCAAGGCCCAGGAAGCGUCUUACAGAGCUGAUGUUAAAGACGGCCCUGGAAACCCCAGAAGAAAAGGAGCGGGAGAGGCGGAACAAGGCAUCCCGCACCUGGGGCUUUAGAUUCUUCAGGAGUCCCGUUGAAAUCCUGGCUGACCCUGACCACAAAAGAACAGCUGGCAUCAGAUUGGCAGUCAACAGGUUGGAGGGUUCAGGUGACGCAUCCCGGGCAGUGCUCACUGGAGAAGUGGAGGAUGUGACCUGUGGCCUGGUCAUUAGCAGUAUCGGCUACAAGAGCCUCCCCAUCGAUCCGUCAGUACCGUUUGACCAACGCAAAGCCAUCGUCCCGAACAACAUGGGCCGUGUUCAACAAGCUGCAGGUCUAUAUUGUAGUGGCUGGCUGAAAACAGGGCCCACUGGAGUGAUCGCCACCACCAUGAACAAUAGUUUUGAUACUGCAAGGUCCCUGGUGGAAGACCUGGACUCAGGAACGUUGGUUGUAUCUGCUGCAAAACCUGGUUCACAAAGCAUCAGUGCUCUGCUGGACAAGAGAGGAGUGAAACCAGUGCUUUUCUCAGACUGGGAGAAGAUUGACAUUGUGGAGAUGAAACAGGGUGAAGCCAUUGGGAAACCCAGAGAGAAAUUACUGACCGUGGAGGAAAUGCUGCUGGAGGCUCGAAAGUGACUGAAGAUCGUGGACACUUUAUAACUUUUGCACUGUGGAAUAAAAGCAGUUACCAUGUUGGUUGGGACCUCGACCAAUGACCUCACUGGGAGCAGAAAUAAGUGUUAAUCAUGGACUAAGUUCAUAUUAUACACAGUACACAUUGGAGGUUUUGGGUACUGUUGACAUUGUUAUUCAUGAACUUCAUGUAUGCUAAAAAGUCAAGUCUAUACAGUAAAAAUUUUUACACAUUCAAAUGUCACUGUAAUGUAUAUUAUAAAGCUGCACAUUUUAAAUACAUUUUAUUCAUAUAUUAUUUUAUUCCUGACUUGGAGAAACAUUUUUAAAUGGUGCGUAGUAAUUACAAUGGAUUUUGAGCUGGAUUGACAUAUUUGAUGUUUUGAUUCAGAUGAAUCUGCUAGCGCUGAGAUGACUCCUCCCUUAUUAUUCACAUGGACCUAAGAUGCAGUUUGACUUGAUUUAAAACAUCACAGCUGAGAAUAUUAUUUUUUAAGUGGUUAUCACAAAGUUUCAUAAAAACACCAAAAACAACUUGACCUGAAGUGUCGACUAAGAA